ACUUGCCGCUGAAUACCAAAUCUAAGUUGCAGCCGCUUGAUGCAGGCAUCAUUGCGGCAUUGAAGCGGCGGUAUCGACGCAGACAACUACAACAGGCGCUUGACAAAGAAGAAGAAGAUCUUAAUCGUCAUAUCUACGACGUAGAUCAGUUCUUAGCAAAGUGGUGGGUGAAAUCGUGCUGGCGCGAGCUGGGUCGUGCCGAGGCCGGUGAUCUUGUCUUAACCUGCUUUCAACACACUAAGAUGGUGCCUCGGAUGACAUCAAACCGUCGCUCUCGACGGGAGGCGGAUUAACUUCUGAACUACGAGAUUUUUUACUGCUUGAACCGUCACCGAGUUCGAGAUCCAAUGAACAUCGACGAUUUCGUUUGCAAUGGUGCUGAUAGAGAUAGUGCAAUGGAGUCCCUAACGAGAAAAGAGCUGCUAAGUGACUCGACUGGUUUGCCGUUUAUUGAUAGAGCGGGGGAUGAACCUAAUGAUGAUGUCGAUACUGCGUCCGUUCAGAGUGACACCUACACACUACACAAGAGAAAGUGGAUGCAAUACGGAGUGUCAUUUUCAUGUUUCUACAGGACCAGGACCUUGAUGCAAAACUGCUGGGAGCUCUCCGAAAGCUACAACUACGCGUACGGGAUCAACUCCGCUGUGAACAAGACGCUAAAACUACCCAGACAUCGAUAACCAGCUCUUUCAGGCAAGCGGAAGACUAUUAGAUCUGCAGAAUUGAAGAUCACUUAUAAUAUUCAACAGGUA
Messenger RNA from Phytophthora nicotianae INRA-310, 752 nucleotides. RefSeq lists its product as hypothetical. The coding region runs from base 348 to 680 and encodes 110 amino acids. The transcript has a single exon. The record is from RefSeq and is a predicted model, not a curated record. NCBI's taxonomy places the organism in Eukaryota, Oomycota, Peronosporomycetes, Peronosporales, Peronosporaceae.